AUGGAAGAGACACGAUCACAGCCUCGGCUUGCCGACGCCUUGUCGAAGCAGCUGCUGCUGAAGGGCUUGCUGGCCUACAGUGCAUUCGGUGCUUGCCAGGUCCUGUACCGUCUGCUCCGUGGAUGGAGGGAGUCCUUGAGGAUGCGGGACAUGCUGGCCGACAUUCCGGCAAGCAAGGGCAACGAAGCUCCGAUGUCUUGGGUCAAAGAGAUGAGGAAAAACUUCCAUCGAGCAAACGACUGGCGCUAUGAGAUAUGCGAAGGCAUGCCCAUUUGCAAGAACGUGGGCUUCAGGUGGAACCCUGGAGGUUUCCAGGUAAUUUGUGGCGAACCUGACAUGGUCCGCCACUUCUUGAAGGAUGCUUUCGACACGUAUACGAAGGGCGUGCCUUCUGGAGAAAACCCCUUCUUCAUCUACUUCCAGGAAUUCUUGGGCGAUGGGAUUUUCACUGUCAGGCAUGGUUUGGGCUCUGACGAUGACGGGAAAGCCUGGACGCAGAUGCGCAAGAUCUCAGCUCAAAUCUUCAACAGGAAGAACUUCAAUUCCCUGAUGCAAGACGUGUUCGUGGAGAAAGCCGAGUCGCUGCGAUCGUUUCUUUCGCGCCCGGAAGUACAGAAGGAGCCUGUUGACCUGCAGAUGGGGUUCUUCAAUUUUACGAUGGACAGCAUCAUGAAGAUCUUCUUUGGGGAAGACUCCAGCACUGUAAUGGGCAAGCAGAACAGAUACGGCGAGGCUUUUGACAACGCGCAGGGCGCCAUGCGUCAGCACAUGGUCAAGUCCAUAUCCUUCAACCUCAUCGCCAGUACGUUCUUGCCUUGGCCCUUCUCGAGCCCUAGUGGAGGAGGAUUAGCGCGGAUGCUUUGGGAUGCCACGUCUCCCACGUAUCGGGAGUUUACAUCCGAGCUGGCUGUCAUCCAUGAUGAAGCCGACAGAUUGGUGAAGGAAUGCUUGGCUGACCCCAAGUUCGAAACUCGUCGGGAUCUCCUCGCUUUGUUUCUACAGGCCCAGAAGGAGAUCAAAUUCACAACCCAGUUUGUGAAAGACAUGGUCCUGAAUUUGAUCAUUGCUGGUAGGGACACAACUGCAUGUCUCCUGUCUUGGAUGUUCUACGAGAUUUCGCGGGACCCAGAAGUCCAAAAGCGUCUGCAUGAUGAAAUUGACAGGAAGUCGCCGGCAGGCACUUCGAUGGAUCUGAAAAGCUUGUCGCACAAUGAGUUGCCGUACCUGCAUGCGGUGAUCUACGAAACAUUGCGCUUGUGGCCGCCGGUUCCCGUGGACUCAAAGGUGGCAUUUGCUGAUGAUGUGCUUCCGGGCGGGUGGAAGGUGCCGAGAGGGACUACGCUUGUCUUCUGCCCGUUGGUGGAGGAUGUGGGAUGGAAGGAAGCACGAUCUCAUACCACAUUCAAAGCAUCUGCUUGCUGUGGUUGUGACAUUGACUUUGCCGUGUUAUGGUACAACAUGGGUCGUGAUCCGGUCCGCUACCCUGAUCCACUGGCCUUCAAGCCAGAGCGCUGGAUACCUUUUACGGCACCGCCACACCACGAGUUCCCUGUGUUUCAGGCAGGGCCGCGCAUCUGCCUCGGCAUGGAUAUGGCGAUUUUCGAAGCCAAGAUUGCGGCAGUUGAGCUGCUGCGCCACUUGCGAUUUGAGCUGAAGGCUGGCCAGAGCAUUACCUACGGCACGAAGAUCACAAUGAACGUCAAAAGCGGCGACAAGGAGGAACUUCUGGUUUGGGUCAAGAAACGCUAG
Molecule: messenger RNA, 1749 nt
Organism: Symbiodinium natans
Lineage: Eukaryota; Dinophyceae; Suessiales; Symbiodiniaceae
Source: the annotation of a GenBank genome assembly